UUUUUCCUGUAGAGGCGAGCUGCGAAUGAGGGAGGUAGAUUCCCGUAUCGAGCGAGUCGGGAAUUAAGGUAGUAGUAGUAGGUGACAGUUUUGGGGGACCUUAGAUCCGCCAGAGAGGUCCAGAGUGGGUAUGUGUUCGCUUAUUAUGUAGGUAGGUGUUCUAUCUUGCUCUGGUGACGGCUCAUGCUACGCUGUAGGAGAUAGAGGAGGAGGACGUCAGGUCAUCAGCCGAUGGAUGGGUCUAUACGUGCAGUUACAGUAUGCAGUUGGGCAAAUUGAAAAUGAUUUGAACUUGCGAAGGAGCAUAUCCUGAUUGUCGUAUGCUUGUCCUCUCGUUGCCCGAGUGUGCCUAUUCCUCUUUCGUCGGAAAGGCCUUUUUCGGCAUUCUGUGAAGGGUAUCAUGGGCCGCUUUUGCGAAGCAUAUACCUAGUCGCCUCUACUGCACUACCCCGCAAGCUGCAAAGUGUCUUUGGAGAGCAACAUAUUGGCUCUCAUCCGUACGAGAGCUCCUUGGAUGGUAGAGCCGAAAAUCUGCUACGCUCUUGUCUCCUACGAUAAGAAGAUCUUCGGGUUCCAGGUAAGUAUUUCAAAUUUCUGGCUUGAUCAGGGUGUAUGCGCCGAAUGCGACUACAUUCUCCUACCGAUCGGAGGAUCUGUCUUGGCUGUAUAGAUGGGAUUAGCAAGCAGUAGAGGUAGG
Messenger RNA from Sphaerulina musiva SO2202, 697 nucleotides. RefSeq lists its product as uncharacterized. The coding region runs from base 515 to 670 and encodes 51 amino acids. Lineage: Eukaryota; Fungi; Ascomycota; Dothideomycetes; Mycosphaerellales; Mycosphaerellaceae. The transcript has 2 exons. The record is from RefSeq and is a predicted model, not a curated record.